Arabidopsis lyrata subsp. lyrata is the source of this 1127-nucleotide messenger RNA. RefSeq names its product immune-associated nucleotide-binding protein 9. The transcript has 4 exons. Bases 108 to 917 code for a protein of 269 amino acids. The record is from RefSeq and is a predicted model, not a curated record. Lineage: Eukaryota; Viridiplantae; Streptophyta; Magnoliopsida; Brassicales; Brassicaceae. Gene Ontology annotation, molecular function: GTP binding.
AGAGAUUGAGGGAAAGCUUUAGUUUGAGUUAUUUCUAAAGUUAAUAAAGAAGUGCUUUAUUAAUACUUGAUCAAAGUAUUUGAUUCUAGAGGUACCCUUUUUGUUGUAUGAAGAUGGGCAUUGAUAUGAUGUACGACGAGUCAAAACCCGUAUCAUCCUCAAACCCUAGCCAAACUCUAGUUCUGGUCGGUCGUACUGGAAACGGAAAGAGUGCGUUAGGGAACAGUAUUCUUGGAAGAGAGGCGUUUGUGUCAAAAGCAAGUUGUCUUGGAGUCACCAACACAUGUCAGUCAGAAAGAGUUGUGCAAGAUGAUGGCCAAAUCAUCAAUGUGAUAGAUACUCCUGGUCUGUUUCAAUUGUCAAGGGCAGCCGCCUCUAUCGGUAAACAAAUUUUGAGGUGCAUAACAUUAGCUGAAAAUGGAAUCCAUGCUAUCCUGUUGGUGUUCUCUGUGAGGGAUCGUAUUACAAAAGAUGAGAAAGUGUUUAGUCACUUGCAAACCCUUUUCGGCAGUAGAAUCGCUAACUAUAUGAUAAUUGUCUUCACGGGUGGCGAUGAAUUGGAAGAGAACGAAGAGACGUUGGAGGAUUAUUUGACUCAAGAGUGUCCACAAUUCCUAAAAGAAAUUCUUGAGCUAUGUGACAACAGAUUGGUAUUGUUUGAUAACAAGACCAAGGAUAAGCUCAAGCAGGUUGAGCAAGUUCAGAAGCUUCGUGCACUUGUUGAGUUGGUUGCAAAGCAAAACAAUGGUAAACCGUAUAGGGAAGAGUUAUUCAAUGAACUACAGGUGGAGACUACGCUGAUCAGAGAAACCGAAAUGACGCUAGAGCAGCAACUAGCUCAAGGGCAAUCUGCAAGACUUGACGUCGGAGAAAGCGCUACCGAUCGAAAUCCAAAAACACACCAUGGAUGGGUUUAAAAGAGACAAAGGAACUCCAUAAAAAGUUGGGAAAAUAUAUCAACCUAUGAUAAUAACUGCACAGCUUAGAUUUCGUAUCCUUCAUUCUACUUUUAUAUGUGUUUUUUUUUUCCGUCUACAUCUUGUUAAUUUUAUGAUAUAAAGACAAAAUUCUUUGAUGCUAGUUUUCUUUUUAUGGUGUUUGCUUGCUUCUAUUGUUUUAUAUUUAUA